UCCAUAUCUAAAUACAACCGUUAAACCAUAUCCCAGAAAAGACCGACAUUUUUUCCAAACAAACAAAUAAACUGUAAGAUAUGAAUCUAGCAUGAACUGACAUAUUUCAAAGAAUGGUAAUUUUUAAGUAGAUAAACUUGGGAUCUUAAACUUCUCAAAAGUCAAAACUGAUUCACGAUGGAAUAAAUAUUAUGGUUCAAAUUUGGGCCACUGAUAAUUCAAAACGCCAACUUAAAUAUAUUAUUCAAGUGCCAAUGUUUGCAACGGGCUUCAGGAGUGAGAGAUUAAUCAGCCUGAACUGUGAAGGAGUCGAGACCUUCAAGCAUUUUGGGAUUAUUCUCCAUGGUGUCAUUCUUAUUAGCUACAGCAGCCUGUCCACAAAAGUGAGCCAUUCAGGAGGAGUGGGCCCAACUUCUUGUCAACCCCUGGAGAAAAACAAAUUGUCUACAGGACCUUCCUCCUUCACCAUAAGGCGCGCCUCAGUAAACGCCUUGUUGCAUACGCAAUAGGCGUAAUCAUAUCCUCAGGUACAACUGUGCAGGUUUUAUAUUGCUUAAAAUGGGAUAUGCCUCCCAUCGUAAAUAGGAAAAAAUGCCAAGGCAGACCUUGAGCCGGCAGUGGCAGAACCAGAAAUGGCAGGUUAAGGGGGUUGGGGCUUCAAAAUUUGUAUUGGAUGGGACAAAGCUUAAAAUUUCACUAUAUUUUGUAGUGCCUAUAACUGCUUAUACUAAUGUAUAUACAUCACAAACUUUUUCUUGGGGGUGGGCCCCCUGUCAUAGUUAUUACAACAUUGUUACAUCAUCACUUAGUCAUCGCCUGAUAGGUACACAGAUUUAGUAACAAUAGAUCGAUCAAUAUAAUUGAGCUCAAAAGGCAGACACGACGAUGAAGACGAUACAAGACAGGGCACUUCGAGAGGCCUCUACUCUCCAGAACCGAAUUCCCAAUUCUAAAAUCUGCCUAACGACCCUCUUCUUCCCUUCUCAUUCUUAUAGUUAUAAUCUCCUAACGGGCCAGCCCACAUUUUAAGACAUGGCCCAAGAUUCUUAUUUAAUCAAUACUACACUUAUUUAAUAUCAAACUACAACUACUAUUAUUAUUUUCUACAGCCCAGGGCCCUAUCAUAUCUCCCCCUUGAAAAACCACCUUGUCCUCAAGGUGGGUGAUAUGACACAGCCUUGAUCUUCUUGAUCUUGAACUUCCUCUUCAUCCUGGAGCCUCUUCCUUCCCAAUAUAUUGUUGAUUUUUGUAUCCCUAUUUUCAGCACUUAACCCUUAAUCCUUACUUUCUCAGACCAGCAAUUCUCUAUGGUCUUCUCAGCCUUUCCAUAGAGCUCAUUGUUGUCUCGAAUCUGGAAUUUAGCAGUCUUGUCUAGUCCUUCAUAAUAGUCAACCAUAUGCACACCUAACUUGACCCCACUAUUCAACCCAACUUCUUUGUCCCCUUUGCCUAUUUUCAGAAUGUUCUCCAGCCCUUCAAGAGUCCAAUAGCUUAAAAUCUCUAAGAAGAACCGGGCACUACGAGUGAAACUGGUGUUGUGGUGUGCAUAUGGAGGUCCAGCUUUUCCAAAAAUAACAUGACUAACCCAUUGGAGUGCAUUUAUCAUGAUAUCAAGGGAAAUAAUGGUGUUGAGGCUAGAGAUGACUUCUGGUACUUAUAGCGUGCAAAGAAUGGGCAAGAAUGGUGUCUAUACUACCAAGUGAGGAUGAUUUUAAUAGUUCAUUGUCUUAAUCCAAAAAACGAGGAAACCGGGACUUGAGGGCUGGAGAAAGCCUGUUGCUGCGGCUGAAUAGAUGCCUGCGUCUGGAAAACCGGUUGAUGCUCCAGAAAAAUAGAUGGCCUGGUGGAAACAUAAGGGGGAUUAUCAGCCAUGGAAAAAUUUGGUGGUGGAGGAAAAUUGGUGAAGAGAAGGGAGGAGGUCGGCCGCAACAAGGGAGAACCGGACGUAGGGGAUAGAUGUGCAGCGGAGGAGGUGAAGACCACACUUGGUUGGAGGAUCGAUGUUGAAGAGGAUUCCGGUGCCGAAGAAACAGCCGAGCUCAUGGCAGCCGAAGCCAUAGCGGUGGAGGAGGAGGCGGACGAAGCCAUCGUCCGAUAGUAAGGAACGAGAGAAAAAAAAAAGAAAAAAAAAAUAGGUUUGGGCUCUGAUACCAUGUGAAAUAAUGGGAAAAUGGUACUCCAAUAGGAGUCCUGGCAGGCUUCCUAAAAGCCAUUGAGUGGGGCAAAUGAGUACUACGUAUCCAGGCCUUUAAUUUUUGGAAGUGGGCAUGUGGCAUCCUACAUCAAAUGGAAUUCUCCAUGUGCUACAGCCUACGGCCGCAGGUGGGCUCAAGAAGGGACUUUUAAGUUUUAAGUAGCAUUUCAGUACUCCGCCAUUGGUUUGAGCACUCUCUGGCCCUAGUUUCUGUAGAUUUAUUUUUAAGGUUAAGAAGACCAGGAUUGAUUCCUCAGAUCCACAGUCAAAGUUUCCGGUGCCUUUGCAGCACCCCUAUAUCUGAAUCUUCUGUUUCCGAGAAUCUUCUGAGCACUGUAAAGAAGAGAAUAGUCUCUGGUGUACAGCCAACAGGGUCUAUACACCUUGGGAAUUAUCUCGGUGCCAUAAAAAAUUGGAUCCAGUUGCAGGUGGGGGCGGUCUUGGAUAUGUAGUAUCAAGGAGCUUAUUCCACACCAGCAAUAGUAAUCCAUUUCAUAAGUAUAGCAUUGGCAACCUGUUGGCAACAGGAUAAGCAUGACACUUUCUUCUUCAUUGUAGACCUUCAUGCGAUAACUUUGCCAUAUGAUGCAUCGCAUUUACUUAAAGCAACUAAGGACACAGCAGCUCUUUAUUUAGCUUGCGGUGUGGACCCUACGAAGGCUACAGUUUUUGUACAGUCGCAUGUUGCUGCUCAUGUAGAAUUGAUGUGGCUACUGAGUGCUGCCACUCCCAUUGGUUGGCUCAAUAAAAUGAUUCAAUUUAAAGAGAUAUCACGGAAGGCGAGAGAUGAAAAUGUUGGGGUUGCCCUUCUAACCUAUCCUGUACUGAUGGCUUCUGAUAUUCUUCUAUACCAGCCUGAUCUUGUUCUUGUUGGAGAGGAUCAGAAGCAACAUCUUGAAUUGACACGAGAGCUUGCAGAACGAAUUAACUAUUUAUAUGGAGGUAAAAAAUGGAAGAAGUUGGGAGGGCGAGGUGGUCCAAUAUUUAAGGUACCUGAACCUCUCAUUCCACCUGCUGGAGCUCGAAUAAUGUCCCUUACUGAUGGCCUUUCAAAGAUGUCAAAGUCUGCACCUUCUGACCAAUCUCGUAUCAACUUGCUUGAUCCAAAAGAUGCAAUAGCAAAUAAGAUAAAACGUUGCAAGACUGACUCAUUGAGUGGCUUGGAAUUUGACAACCUUGAUAGACCAGAAUGCAACAAUCUUCUUUCUAUUUAUCAGCUUGUGUCAGGCAAGACAAAGCAGGAAGUUACUGAGGAAUGCCAAAAUAUGAGCUGGGGAGCAUUUAAGCCUUUGCUUACAGAUGCUUUAGUUGCACAUCUACAUCCUAUCCAGGUUAGAUAUGAGGAAAUAAUGUCUGAUAGUGACUGUUUGGAUAAAGUGUUAGCAGAAGGCGCUAUGAACGCAGCAAACGUUGCAAAUGUCACUCUCCAAAAUGUUUACCAGGCAAUGGGGUUUAUGCGGCGAUGAUUAUAAAUUAUUUACAUCUAUACUAAUAUAAAAGCAAAAGAUUUUUGAUGCACAGUGUUCCCGCCGGAAAACGUCAACAUCAGUCCUUUAUUUGCUAAUCAGUAAAAAAAAAUACAAAAUAAUUAUAA
This is a messenger RNA of Cuscuta epithymum, 3788 nucleotides long. NCBI's taxonomy places the organism in Eukaryota, Viridiplantae, Streptophyta, Magnoliopsida, Solanales, Convolvulaceae. The record is from the annotation of a GenBank genome assembly.